Molecule: messenger RNA, 6748 nt
Organism: Papilio xuthus (Asian swallowtail)
Lineage: Eukaryota; Metazoa; Arthropoda; Insecta; Lepidoptera; Papilionidae
Product: neuroblastoma-amplified sequence
Exons: 41
Coding region: 133-6687 (2184 amino acids)
Biological process (GO): retrograde vesicle-mediated transport, Golgi to endoplasmic reticulum
Cellular component (GO): Dsl1/NZR complex
Molecular function (GO): SNARE binding
Source: RefSeq, a predicted model, not a curated record
AAUAUCCUGUCAUAAAGACAGUUAAGUACUGUGCAAUACUGUAGAGCCUGUUAGAAAUUAUAAUGAAUAUUAUUAAAAUAAUUCGAAAAAUAACCAUUAAGUUGUAAUUUAUCGAUUUCACAUCUAAAAGAAAUGGCAGAAAGCAAAUCUAUUUUACAUGAACUGUAUGUGUUUUCCGAAUGGAAACCAGAACCCGAAUAUUUACAAAAACACGACAGUAUUUUACCGGAGAAUAUCUCGGCUCUUUGGCGAUGGUUUAAAUUUUUUGGUCCUAAGAAAAGUCUUAUUGAUAGUGUUACAGCACAUAAGGAGAAACAGCAGAAGUGGCACAUUGCUCUUGGUGAUGAGGGGAAAGUAAUAGCGGUGCUCACAGACAGUAUCUUAGAAAUCAGAACUAAGCGUUCAGAAUAUGCUACUAUUGCAGCUAGAACUACAGUGAGUCGUGAUGCAUAUGCACAGUGGCGUAAGUUGGUGUGGAGUCCUGACUGCUCAUUCUUGGUGCUUGCUUAUGGCAAUGGAAUAGUCAGCUUUUUUGACCUCACCGCUUCUAACCUGUUCAACAUUCCAGCUGAUUGCUCAAGACCAGGCGGGCUUGAGUGCACAGAUAAUACUCAUGCAGUGUCUGACAUUAUAUUUAUGCCACUCAGAGUUAAGGAUACUAAAUGGAACUGGGAGGUGCUCGUGGUGACGUUCGACGGCCGGUUACGUGGCUAUGUGGUCUCGCAGACGGAGGGCUUCAAGUUGCGGCACAGCUUCCGCUUCCCUGCCGGAGUUGCCGCGCUGGCGUACUGCCCGCCGCACGACGCUCUCUAUGUGGCUGGCGUGCCCAGGAAUACUAAGGAUGUGUCGUCGCCACUAAGCGCGGGUAUAACGGCGUGGCGCAUCCUGAACGAGGAGCCAUUCUACAAGCUGUCUGUGGUGUCCGAUCAGCUCGAGACGCAGCUCAACAACGAGAGGUUCAACCUCUACAUACCUUUCAUCACAUCUAAGAAUAUGAACUUCAUAGUGCGUAUGGAGGUAUCUUCGGAUAGUAGCAAGCUGGUGUGCAUUCACUGCAACGGCGAGGUGUCUGUGUGGCGGCUGCCGCUGCUGCGACUGCUGCACCGCUGGCCGCUCGCCCGCCAGCCCGCCCACCACCUGCGCAGCCCCCUGCAACCCCACCACCCCCCGCACACCACCCACACACCCGCCCGCAUCAAGCAUAACGACCCCGCGCUCUUCCACCCCGCUGACGUCAACUGGUGGACCAAUGAGGAAAUAAUAUUGUCCCGGUUCAGCGGUGCGGUGAGCGUGUGCGGGAUAGAGGACAUGGAGAACAUCCUCGGCAAGCAGCCGGAGUUCUUCCAGGGCACGCCGCAGGUGACGCGCGCACACGAAGGUGCGUUCAUGGUGCUGGAGUGCGAGUCCAAUGUGCUGCCUGCCAACAAGUCAACCAGCGAUGAAACUAUGGAGGUUGUCAAAGUGGAAGAGGAUGUGGAUGACUCAAUGCUGGAGCUGACGAAGGAGUUGUUCAAGACGGUACUGUUCGCCAUCACCGACAUGGAGACCUUCCAGCCCAAGCCCAAGAAGAUCACCGUGGUCUCCCGAGUGUACAGGCUGCUGGGAGUCAAGAGUACUACGCCUACUGAACUGUUUUCUAGAAAGAUCGAAAGCGGAAAUUAUUCGGAGGCGCUGUCUCUGGCGGAACAGUUCGGACUGGACAGCGACCUCGUGUACCAGCAGCAGUGGAGGAAGAACCCCGUCUCCACUGACGCGAUUGACAAUUACCUGAGUAAAGUAUCAAAGAAGAUCUGGGCGGUGCACCAGUGCGUGGACCGGCUGCCGGAGACACUACCCGCCGCCAACGACCUGCUGCGCUUCGGCCUGCAUCUCACCAACGAGAGGAUACUUGAUGAAAUCAAUAAAGAGCGUGGUGAUGAUAAGUUAAAGGACCCGGAGGACAUAACUCUGGAGGAUCUGAACGCAUACACGAGCGAGCUGCUGCGCUGCCGGCAUGUCAUGCUCUUCUACAAGGAGAGGCUGCGUCUGUACGAGUCGAUAUUAAAAUGUGAGAAGUCAACGUACAACAAAGAGGAGUACGACUGUCUGCGCAGCAACAGUAUAGUGCACAGUGCCGUCGAGAUCGCUAAGGAGGGCCGCAUCGAAGCCCUCACCUGCCUCUGGCCCCACAUUCGCAGCGUGCCCAUGCAGCUGGCCGUGCUCGACAACCUGCCAGAGAUCAUCAACCCCCUAGACUUUCAGCACAUCCUGCCCACCACACACCCUCUGCAGAUGUUCGAACAUAGACCACCAGUCAAAGUAGAACCCCUCGAGAUUGAGAGAGAUUGGUGUAGGAAACAGAUCUUUAGAUCCAUCUGGAGCUCGAACUGGUCAGAGGACACGACUCCCGAGUCGGAGUCAGCCAGCGAGGAGUUCGUCGACUACGCGGUGUGGUACGAGAGACGCGCGCGGGAUAUAGAAGCACGCAGCGGGCUCGCCUCGCACGCGCUCGCACUCGUCACGCUCGCGGCCAUCGGCGGCGGAGUCAAGGGCCUCGAUAAUAUACUCUUCCAUCUCCUGACCCUCAGCACUCUGAUCUACGACAUCAAUGUGGAGGGGGUCACGCUCAGUGAUCUGGAGAAGAUGUCUCCGCUUGAGACGUGCAAGCUGCUCAUGAAAAUGACGACGCCGGAGAACUUCGUGGCCGACGUGAAGCAGUUCGUGGUGCCGUUCAUGAAGCGGUUCGAGAACCUGACGCAGCGCGCCGGCGCCUGCCUGUGCGGCAUCAUAGACUUCGUGGAGAGUGUCAGCAUUGAAGACCUCUCAUAUAUAUUGCUCUUGCUGCAGUCUCCUAAAGAGUUUGAGCUGGACGUGCGCACGCACAUCGAGCUGGCGGAACGCUGUUUGUUCGCACACAACGGCACCGAUCAACUCGAAAUGGCCGUAGACCUCCUCAACUGCAUCCUCAAGGAAACUGACGGCACGAUCAGCAGCAGCGAGCUGGUGCGGCGCGUGUCUGCGCUGGAGCGGCUGGUGGGCGGGGCGACGCGCGCGGCGUGGCGCGGCGUGCGCGUGCCGCUGCGCGACCUGCGAGACAUGCUCGGAGAUGCACGCGCCGCACAGAGGCUGCUGGCGAGACUCGCGCGCACCCUGUCGCAACGAGAAGAAAAGCCAACGCCGCAAGACUGGGAAUCCCUCCUCAAAGAUAUUCUGGAACUGCAAGCAACCUUGUUUGAUUGUGUUACUAAGGAGCAAUGCUAUGAGAUAUACUCGUCCGCGCUCCUGGCGUCGGGCGAGGCGGCGAGCGUGCGUCUCGCGGCGUCCGCGCUGACGUGUGCGCGCGCGCAGCCCCGCCCCCCGCCCGCGCUGCCUUACCUGCGCUCCGUGCAGCUCGUCAUUGACUCAUCCAAAGAGUACUUCAACUCAGCAUCCUCGCUCACAGAUCCCGCUUUGGAGCUAGCCAAAUGCUGCUUAUCAUUGAUAGAAGACGAAAACGAAGAUAUAAAGAAGGAGCUAGAUCUCAUUAGUUCACUCAGUCUAUUAAAUAGUUUUGGUCUGACGAUCCUUCCUAUACAAGUUCGUCUCUGCGAAGACAGAAUGUUGUUGAUAAAGGAAUGUCUGACGCUAAACCGUAACGCCUACCUCGCCAGUCACAAGUUGCUCAAUUUAGCUAAACUGCUCAGAAUUGCCGGAGAUGACGAGAUCACGCGCGAAGGGAUGGUGCUGCAGCUGGUGGGGGAGCAGGCGCUGGGUGCAGGCGGUGGUGGCGGGGCGGCGUGCGCGGCGGCGGCGCGCCGGCUGGCCGCACUCCGAUACGCGCCCGCUGCGCCGCUACUGGCAGACGCCGCCAAGCGCGCGCACGCACACGCCGACCUCAACGAGCGCCGCGCCCUGCUCGCCGCCGCCGCAGCCCACGCCGCGCCCGCUGAUCUCGAGGCAGUGCUUUGUGACCGUUUGAAUCUGGAAGUAGAAAACCUGCAGCAGACGGGCUCGGGCCUGGCGGACCAGAUGAAGUUGGCCACGCGCCGUCAAUCCACAGAUGAAGAGUUCGCCGACGCUGUCACCACUCCAGUCGUCGAGAAGAAAGAUCUCGUCCCUCAAAAACUCCCUAUAUUUAAUUACCUUAUUGACACAGUCCGUGAUAAAUUAAAUUUAAGUGACACAAAAGACUCAUCAGAGGAGGCGAUAGAGCAUAGUGUGCACUGUCCGGAGUUCUACCGCUGCCUGUACCCGGAGCACAGCGUGUGCAGCGCGCAGUACAGCUACGAGCGGUUCUCCAUGCCCGCGCCCGCCGCCAGCCUCGGUCGCACGCUGCUCGCCUGGUACUACACGCACUCCGCAUUGCUCGACAACGCCAACAUGCAGCUUGAAGCUGACGUGUUGGAGAAAUGUGGUGAGGAACUGUUAUACAAUGACACGCCGCUAAGCGUGUCGUGCCUGGUGCGUGCGGCAGGCGGCGCGGAACGGCUGGCACUUACGCACCACACGCCCACCGCCGCCAGCGCCGCGCUAUACGCCACGCUGCUGCAAUGCAACUCCUCCGAACUCAAAGACAAUGUCUAUCUUGCUCAACCCAAACAGAUGGCUCGAAGCACAUUGAAGCAGAGCAAUGCUACGGAGGAGCAGCUUGCCACCAUCAGGUUGUGCCUGGAGCAGCUAGCUGGCGAGCUGGAUGUGAAGCGCAUGCGGGAAUUCGGAGUUAAUGUUAACGGACUGCUGUUCGGUGCGGAUCCUGAUUAUAGACGGGAGAUUAUCUAUAGGCUCGCCAGGAGUACAGAUGAGGCGCAGGUGCGGCUUGCGUGCGCGCUGGCGCGCCGGCACUCGCUCGAUGAGAUGGACGUGUGGCUGACACACGCUGCGCACGCGCGCGCAGACACGCGCCUCCUCAACCUCAUGCCAGAGAACACGCCUGAUGCACACACACGUAUAAAAGAAGCUCUGUGGGAGGCGUGCGGGGGCGCGGAGCACGGCGAGCUGCUGGCCGUGCUGGGGCUGCUGCAGCGUGUGGACGACCGCCCCCACAUACACGGCCUCACCGCACAGGAACACAUCAAACUGCUCAAGAAGGCAAAGGCAGCUUCACCAGAUCUGGACUACAAGUUGCUGGUGAGCCAGCCAUGUGUGCAGGAGCUGACCGCGCACCUGCUGCACAUCCUGCGGCCGGAGAACGUGGGCAUGGUGGGCAAGUUCCUGCGCACGUUGCCGCCCGCCAUCAAGCUGCCUCUCUCCGUCAACUCGCUCUACACCACCUGGCUCACUAAACACUUCUUUAGUGUGGGCGCGAACGCAAGCAACAAAAAGUGGAUGCAGCAGUACCGGCAAUGCGCCAGCUACUUCAAUAAGCUGGCCAAGGAUGACCUGCUGCGAUUCCUCAACGACACCUGCUUCAGCUCAGACGCUGUCAAACGAGUACCUGCAGGAACUAGAAACUUAAUGCUCAUGCAAGCGGUGGACUACUGCCAGCAAGAACAGGAAAACGACUACAAGUUUAGUAAGAACGAGCAGUCGUGGAGCCAGGUGGGGGAGGAGGUGACGCGGUGGGCGCGCUUCCUCGACAACUACCACUCUGCAGCAGUGCAGGCGCUGCGGCACGCCAGCGAUAUUCCUGAUGAAAACGGCUGGACCGAGCUGGAGAUGAGUCACGGCGAUGUGGAGCGCGCGACGUGUGCGCUGGGCGAGCUGGUGGUGUGCGGCGUGCGGCCCGCCGCGCUCGCCUCCCUGCUGCACUGUCUGCAUCUCAACCUCGCCCCGCACCACCUCUUCCAGCACAGGCUCGCACACUACGCUAAUGACCUGCAAUCAAUCGAGAUAUUAGUGGGGCGCGUGUGUCAAUACCACAAGGAAGGUGUGAAGUUCCCGGAGGAGGUGGUGAGUGCGCUGGUAAGUCGCGCGGAGGCGCUGCAGCUGCCGCCGCACAGACAGCUGGGCCUGCUGGCGCUGAGCCGGCGCACGCGCACGCCGCACCUCGACCAUCUCGCGCACUCCACCGCCGCGCUGCUCCGCAAUGAGUGGCCCGAUCUAGAAUACGCACAACAACUCACAGAUGAUCAGUUGCUGUCGGAGGAGGGUCGUCGCGAGGUGUUCAGCAAAUUCAUGUCGCUGUCAGACUCGUGGCAGAAGAAGAAGGCGCUCGUCGACGUCCUCAACUGCUGGCCGCCCACCAAGGAACAAGACGGCAGGAGCCUGCACUGCGAGUACGUGCACACGCUGCUGAACGCCGCGGAGCAGAGUGAGGCGCUCGUGCUCAUCAAGCUGCUGCUACGAGAGCCCAUCCUAGACGACGAGGAGGUGCAGUGCCUGUGCGAGAGUGCGCCGGAAGGUGGCGCGCUGUGCGCCGUGUGGCUCGCGCUGCUCAAUCAUUGCGACCACACGCCGCGCCUCGUGCUGUCGCUGCUGGACCGACAUAAGGAAUGGGUGCGAAAGCAAGAAAUAGAAGAUGAUCUCAUCAAGGAGUUGCUCGACAAUGAUAUGUUCAUUCCACUCGUACCCACCGUCCUGUACUCCCACACCAUCAACUACAUCAUCAAUAAGGACGCGACCAAAGAUGAACUAAAUACAUAUACGGUUAGCUGGGCGAUAGACCAACUAAAAAAAGCAAACUAUAUCGCCGAAGCCGGGCAGCUGCAACUAUUGCACAUCGGAGUGCCGGCGCCCCUCAGAGGCUUCACGCAAUCCGUUCUCUACUUUAAGAAUAUUCUUAAUCAAUAAAUUAUAAAUAUAAUUCCAAUUCUACUUUACAAUUACACUGUAAUAAGUUAUUAAAUUAUAC